Molecule: messenger RNA, 885 nt
Organism: Lampris incognitus (smalleye Pacific opah)
Lineage: Eukaryota; Metazoa; Chordata; Actinopteri; Lampriformes; Lampridae
Gene: hoxa11b
Product: homeobox A11b
Exons: 2
Coding region: 1-885 (294 amino acids)
Biological process (GO): regulation of transcription by RNA polymerase II; anatomical structure development
Cellular component (GO): nucleus
Molecular function (GO): DNA-binding transcription factor activity, RNA polymerase II-specific; RNA polymerase II cis-regulatory region sequence-specific DNA binding
Source: RefSeq, a predicted model, not a curated record
AUGGAUUUUGAUGAGCGAAUAUCUGGCUCCAACAUGUAUUUACCUAGCUGCACUUACUACGUCUCCGGAGCGGACUUCUCCAGCCUCCCUCAUUAUCUCAGCCAGAGCCAGUCGUCUUGUCCCAUGACAUACUCCUACCAGUCCUCAACUCUGCCACAGGUCCCCUCCGUCAGAGAUGUGGCUUUCAGAGACUAUGGCAUUGACGCGUCCAGUAAGUGGCACCACCACAGGGGAAGCCUGUCACACUGCUACGCCGAGGACAUCGUGCACCGGGACGGUCUAUCCAGCCCGGCUGCACUGGGGGACAUAUUCGCGAAAAAUAACUCCGGCGCUUGCCACUCCAGCCCGAACGCGACGCCGGGCUUCUACGGAGGAGGCGUCGGGAGGAACGGAGUGUUACCGCAAGCGUUUGACCAGUUUUUCGACACUGCCUACGGGAGCGCAGAGAGCGCGACGCCCACGGAGCACGCCGAGCACAGGGCUGCCGCCAAGCUGGGCACGUCGGCUCCGGCUCCGGCUCCGGCUCCGGCCCCGGCCCCGGCGGCGGAGACGUGCGGCGGAGCGGCGGAGGACGGGCGGCGAGACGCGGAGAGCUGCAGCCCGAAGCCGUCCGCGGCUCACGGCGAGGAAAAGCACCCCAAGACCCACAGUGCGGGCCAGAGGACGCGCAAGAAGAGGUGCCCCUAUUCCAAAUACCAGAUCCGGGAGCUGGAGAGGGAGUUCUUCUUCAGCGUGUACAUCAACAAGGAGAAGCGGCUGCAGCUCUCCAGGAUGCUCAGCCUGACGGACCGCCAGGUCAAGAUCUGGUUUCAGAACCGGAGGAUGAAGGAGAAGAAGCUCAACAGGGACCGUUUACAGUACUACACCACAAACCCUCUGCUGUGA